Messenger RNA from Notodromas monacha, 2215 nucleotides. The record is from the annotation of a GenBank genome assembly. NCBI's taxonomy places the organism in Eukaryota, Metazoa, Arthropoda, Ostracoda, Podocopida, Cyprididae.
UUGUUUGGUUCCCAUCAACAGGGAUCAUGUGCAUCUGAUUUCGUGAUGCAUAUUCGACUGCGAAUUUGGUCGUGAUGGUUUGAUGAAAAGAGCGGCGCGAGAGAAAAAUCUCAGUGCGUUCGACAUUCCGCGUGAACGUCUUCUCAAGUCGAAAGUAUAAAAAAUGGAGGAUGCGGGCGAGACGAAGAUCAUUUACCACAUAGAUGAGGAAGAAACUCCAUAUCUUGUCAAAGUUCCGGUGCCGCCUGAUCGUGUUACACUUGGUGAUUUUAAGAAUCUGCUCAACCGUCCGAACUACAAAUUCUUCUUCAAGUCGAUGGACGAUAUUUUUGGGGUCGUCAAGGAAGAGAUUGUUGACGAAGAUGCACCACUUCCCUGUUUCAAUGGAAGAGUUGUUUCAUGGCUAGUUUCCGUGGAGAACAGUACAGUUUCAGAUACAACGUCCCAAUGUACUGAUAGCGCUCCUGUGAUACAUCCCGGAUUGGAAAGAACCGCUGGGAUUGGAGAUAGUCGACCACCUUCGUUUCACGGAAUUGGAUUACAGAGCAGAGGAAUGAGUAAUGCUGGUGACACAACGUGCACGGAAACGGAAUCCGUUCUCAGUUCACGACAUGGAGGUAUCCACCGCAUCAACGGGAAAGCUCAUCGACAUGUUGGAAUUGGACCAGGACCAGGGAUCGAAUCUGCUUCCAUGAUUAGUUCUGAUUUGGAGACAACAAGUUUCGUGGAUUCAGACGAAGACGACGCUUCUUCACGUUUCACGACUACUACAGGUGCGGUAGCAUUGGAUGGAAGAAUCGAGCCCGGUGACAUGAUACUGCAAGUGAACGAGGUGAAUUUUGAAAAUAUGUCCAAUGAUGACGCUGUUCGUGUGUUGAGAGAAGCUGUACAGAAACCAGGGCCAAUAAAGCUGGUGGUCGCAAAAUGCUGGGACCCUAACCCUAAAGGCUAUUUCACUAUCCCGCGAACAGAGCCUGUGCGUCCCAUUGAUCCUGGGGCAUGGCUUGCACACACUGAUGCUUGUCGUCUUGAAGGUGAAUACCCAGUGCGUCCUCCGUCAGUUGCUACACUAACUUCUGCGUCUACAUCGAUAAAUUCAUCAUUGCACGAAAGUGAACGGCAAUAUGAAGAAACCGACAAGCUGACAGUGUUGACGGACAUGCGAACCAUUGUGAAGGCGAUGGCCAUGCCCGACUCCGGUCUAGAGAUCCGCGACAGGAUGUGGCUUAAGAUCACGAUUGCUAAUGCCUUCAUAGGAGCAGAAGUAGUGGACUGGCUUUUCACUCACGUAGAAGGGUUCGGUGACCGGCGUGAAGCGCGGAAGUAUGCGUCGCAAAUGCUGAAAGCUGGUUACAUUAGACACACAGUGAACAAGAUCACGUUUAGCGAACAAUGCUAUUACGUUUUCGGGGAUAAUUGUGCGUGCUUCAAUCACUUGCGAGGGAAUGGAGAUCCGCAGGUGCAAAAUCAGCAUCCCCAGCAGCAGCCGAUCCAUCAGCAGGGCGUGUUGAGUCCGCCGGGUAUGAUUCUGGGUACUGAUCGGGAUAUGGUCUUGCCUUUGCCGAUGCCAACCCCUCAACCGUGGUCAGUUCCAACGUACGUAACUGGUUCGUUUGUUGGGCUGGCAGCGGUGGGCGGUGGUAGUCCCGCGUUGUCCAGGGCCAGCGGCGGCAUGUGCGUUGGUGGUCAGCAGUUGGCCGUGGCGUCCAAUUACCAGCCUGUUGCCUAUGGCUUCGAGCCAGAGCCACCUAGCUAUGCGGUUGCUGUGAGCAGAAUUACAGCUAGUGUGCAAAGUCACGGAUCUGAAGUUGAUGCUCGGAUCACAUCUCAUCUCAAUUCUGCGGUAUCCGUGAAAGGUGGAAGCAGCGGAUCUGAUCGACAACGCAAGGCAAUGGGUGGAAUGCUCGGGGGAAUGGCGUCACUCACGCUGAACGAUCGCAGACCGGGUGGCAAUUCAGGCAGCGACACCGAGGCUCGACGGGACGUCGGUCGGGUGCUGAACCCACUUCACGGACAGCUUGUGACGAGCAGCGAAUCCACGUCGGACCAUUCGGUGUCGACUGUUGCGUCUUCCCGGGCUGCCGGAGCGGCGCAAACGCUAGCACCAACCGCACCGCCGCCUCCCGCCCUUUCAGCGGGGCAAAGUGACGUACUGCAUUACAUUUUAUUGCUUCAAGUCCAUCCGGAGCAUUGUCCGGAUGGACUCCACGGAUAG